This is a messenger RNA of Juglans regia (Persian walnut), 3398 nucleotides long. Its product is annotated as tRNA wybutosine-synthesizing protein 2/3/4. The record is from RefSeq and is a predicted model, not a curated record. Gene Ontology annotation, biological process: tRNA methylation. Gene Ontology annotation, cellular component: cytoplasm. Gene Ontology annotation, molecular function: tRNA methyltransferase activity; protein binding. The coding region runs from base 88 to 3225 and encodes 1045 amino acids. The transcript is spliced from 9 exons. Lineage: Eukaryota; Viridiplantae; Streptophyta; Magnoliopsida; Fagales; Juglandaceae.
CCUUCUUCCGUUAUUCGUCGUGAAGACUCUCACGAAUAGGGUUUUGGAGGGUUUUUUUGGUCGAGGAGAAAACGCACAAAUCUUGAAAUGGAGUUCGAGAAGAGAAAAGCGGCGACGCUAGCGUCGCUGGGCUCAACCGAGACCGACAAAUCACCCAAGGGCACGUUAGACGCGCCCAUCAUCCCUCUCCUCAACACCCUCAACCACCAUCCCUCCUACUUCACCACCAGCUCCUGCUCGGGCCGUAUCUCUAUCCUAUCCCAACCAAAGCACACAAAUAAUGAUAAUAAUACCAAGAAAAAAGCCAGAGGCGGCACGUGGCUCUUCGUCUCCCACGACCCAGCCGAUACCGACUCGGUCAUCUCCCUCCUCUUCCCCCCAGAGUCGACUCACCACCAACCCCACUCCGAACUUGUCCUCAGGUUCGAGCCGCUCAUCGUCGCAGUUGAGUGCAAAGACCUCGCUUCUGCUCAGUCUUUGGUCUCCACGGCCAUAUCGUCCGGGUUCAGAGAAUCCGGCAUCACCAGCGCGGGCAAGCGCGUAAUCGUAGCAAUCCGGUGCUCGAUUCGGAUGGAGGUGCCGUUGGGGACCACCGAGAAGCUUCUGGUUUCGCCCAUGUUCGUCCGGUACCUCGUCGACGUGGCUAACGAGAAAAUGGAAGCUAAUAGGAAGAGAACCGAAGGGUUUUUUCGUGCUUUGCGGCAGAGUGAUGGCUUUGCGGGGCCUGACGUGAGUGCAGCAUUCGUUGGCAGUAUCGACUCCGUGUGUAAUGAGGACGCUGACUUGGAAGAAAGAGAUGGUGAUGCGCAUUCGGGAAAUUUGAUUGACAACGGAGGGACGGUGGGAGUUUCCAGUUGUUGUCUGUCUGUUGUUCCAAUGGUGAUAGUUGGUGAACCCGUGGAGAAGCUUUUUCUCUGGGGUCACUCGGCUUGUAUAUUGGAUAACAAAAACGAGAACAAAGCUAUGAUAUUUGGUGGUUUCGGAGGCAUGGGAAGGCAUGCAAGAAGGAAUGAGUCUUUACUGCUUAAUCCAUUUGUGGGCACAUUAGAAACGAUGAAUGUAGAGGGCAGUCCAACUCCACGUUUAGGUCACACUUGUUCUUUGGUUGGAGAUUUUGUCUUUGUUAUUGGGGGCAGGGCUGAUCCUGUGAACAUUCUAUGUGAUGUAUGGGUCCUUAAUGCAGCAAAGAAUGAAUGGAGAUUAGCAGAAUGUACCGGAAGUGUUUUUCCUCCCAGGCAUAGGCAUGCAGCAGCCGUCAUAAGCUCAAAGAUAUAUGUAUUUGGUGGACUUAAUAAUGAUUCAAUUUCUUCAUCAUUUCAUGUCCUUGACACAGUGAAACUGCAGUGGAAAGAGUUACCAGUUGCCGGGGAAUGGCCGUGUGCCCGUCACUCUCACUCGAUGGUGGCAUAUAGGUCUCAGAUAUUUAUGUUUGGAGGGUACAAUGGUGAGAAAGCACUUGGUGACUUGUAUAGUUUUGAUGUUAAAACAUGUCAAUGGAAGAAGGAAAAGACUUCAGGAAGAAGUCCACAAGCUAGGUUUUCCCACUCUAUGUUUGUGUACAAUAAUUAUCUUGGGCUUAUUGGUGGUUGCCCGGUUCGACAACAUUGUCAAGAGUUGGCAUUACUUGAUUUGAGGAUCCUCGUAUGGAAGCAUGUGACACUAGAUUCUGCUGGAAAUGAUUUGUUUGUACGAAGUACUGCCAACAUUUUUGGUGACUAUCUUGUUAUGAUUGGUGGUGGGGCCUCUUGUUAUGCAUUUGGAACGAAGUUUAGCGAGCCAAUGAAAAUCAACCUGCUUCCCUUGAUAUCUUUAAAUGACAAUCCUUUGCCUUCUAAAAUUAGAGAAGUGCACGGUACCCAUCGAAAUGAUGUAGUGAUGGGAGAAAAGAAUGCCAGUUUUCAACACCCACGAUGUGAGAAUGGACGAACUUUAUCCAAAGCUUCUAGCUUGAAUUUGGGGGUUGAAUCAGCUGGAAUGAAUGGAAGUCAUAUGAUUGCUUCGCAUUGGGUUUUACAACUUGAAAGAAAAUAUGCAAAAUUAGGAAAGGAUAUAUUGAAAAAAUUUGGAUGGUUAGAUCUUGGGAGGAAGGUUUAUUCUAGGGAAGAUGGAAUGCAUAUAUAUUUUCCUGUGACUAAAACAUUUAAUGGAGCAUAUCAUGAAAGGCUGAAUCAUUCAUUAGAUGAAUCUAAUGGACAUAAUGACCUUCAUGUAUUAAAGCCAUAUACCGGAAAAGUGCUUGUGUUAGAUGAGAUCUCAUGUUUGGAAGCCUUGAAUAUUUUGGAGGAGUUCGGUGCCAGAAAGUCAGUAGAUGAGGUAGUUGAAGUCAAAAGAACUGCAAAAUCUCCAUUAAAAGUAAUGAGUGAAGCUGUGGCCUCUUUGAUAAAGCACAAAGGCCUUUCAGAACAACUUUUAGAGGAGCUACCCACAAGAUGGGAGCGACUUGGUGAUAUUGUUGUGCUUCCUAUCAUAUCCUUCAAGGAUCCAGUAUGGGACUCAAUUGGGCCUGAGCUUUGGCCUAUUGUUGCCAAAUCACUUAAUACUCAUCGCCUUGCCCGUCAGGGUCAAGUUGCACAAACUGGUACAAGGGACAGUUCUUUGGAGAUUCUAGUUGGAGAUAAUGGUUGGGUUGAUCAUCGGGAAAAUGGAAUUCUCUAUUCUUUUGAUGCUACAAAGUGUAUGUUCUCCUGGGGCAAUCUUUCUGAGAAACUUCGUAUGGCCCGUCUGGAUUGUAGAGAUGAAGUAAUUGUAGAUUUAUUUGCCGGAAUUGGAUAUUUUGUGCUACCAUUUCUUGUCAGGGCCAAUGCAAAAUUAGUUUAUGCUUGUGAGUGGAAUCCCAAUGCCAUCGGAGCACUCCAACAUAAUCUACAAGCAAAUUCUGUGAGUGAUCGCUGUAUCAUACUUGAAGGAGAUAACCGGAUCACAGCACCUAAAGGUGUUGCUGAUCGUGUCUGUCUUGGUCUCCUUCCAACAAGUGAGAGUAGCUGGGUCACUGCUGUUAGGGCAUUAAGGAUUGAGGGUGGGAUGUUACACGUGCACGGGAAUGUGAAGGACUCAGAGGAGGAAUUGUGGAAGGAACAUGUUUCAAAGUCAAUAUUGGAAAUUGCUAGAUCGGAAGGUUACUGCUGGCAAGUUUCAAUAGAACAUGUGGAAAGAGUAAAGUGGUAUGCCCCGCACAUCCGCCAUCUUGUUGCAGACGUUUCAUGCAGAGAGACCCGAUUAUAUUAAUUUAACAGACGGCAUGAAGUCAUAUUAGUUUAUAGGUUUAUUUUAUGUAAUCUAUUUGUGUAUGUAGCAGUUCUCUAUAUGAAUUGUUCCUGCAUGUAGAACGCUUUGUAUCAAAUAUUGGGGGGGUAAUUCUCAGAUAAAUAGAAGAAGUUGAGACUUGUGCUUUAUGAUGA